AUGACUCAGAAGGCUUCAAGGGUUGAGUUAAGUUUGUUGGCAUGUAGAAUCUUGACAGUGCAUAAGGAUGAAGAGCAAGUGCAAAGGGAGUUUGAUGACAUUUUUCUAGAGGAGAUUCCUACUGGUUUACUACCUAUUCAAGGAAUUGAACACCAAAUAGAUUUCAUCCCUGAAGCCACAAUUCCUAAUAGGCCUGUGUACACAAGUGUAUAUAUUGCAGUGGUGUUGAUGCAGGAAGAAAGACCUAUAGCAUACUUUAGUGAGAAGUUGAAUAAGGCGGCAUUGAAUUAUCCAACUUAUGACAAAGAGAUAGAUCAUGAAUUUUUGAAGCAUAUUAAGGGCCAAAAGAAGCUUAACCGAUGGCAUGGAAGGUGGAUUGAAUUCAUUGAGACUUUUCCUUGUGUUAUACGCUACAAGAAAGUUAAAGAAAAUGUGGUAGUCGAUGCUUUAUCCUGA
Messenger RNA from Ziziphus jujuba (common jujube), 456 nucleotides. RefSeq lists its product as uncharacterized. The coding region runs from base 1 to 456 and encodes 151 amino acids. The record is from RefSeq and is a predicted model, not a curated record. The transcript is spliced from 4 exons. Lineage: Eukaryota; Viridiplantae; Streptophyta; Magnoliopsida; Rosales; Rhamnaceae.